UGCUUUUAUUCCUGCAGCGAAGAUGUUUGUAAACGAGGAUUCACUGUUAUUAUUGAUAUGCGGGGAUCCAAAUGGGAUUUGAUCAAGCCUCUCCUAAAGACCCUUCAAGAAGCCUUUCCUGCCGAGAUUCACGUUGCCCUGAUUAUAAAACCUGAUAAUUUCUGGCAGAAGCAGAAAACGAACUUCGGCAGUUCCAAGUUCAUCUUUGAGACAAGUAUGGUAUCUGUUGAAGGCCUGGCAAAACUCGUAGAUCCUUCUCAACUGACGGAUGAGUUUGAAGGAUCCUUGGAUUACAACCACGAUGAAUGGAUAGAGUUGCGCGUCUCCUUGGAAGAGUUUUUCAACAGUGCCAUCCAUUUAUUAUCAAGGCUGGAGGAUCUCCAGGAAAUGUUGGCUAGGAAGGAGUUUCCAGUUGAUGUUGAGGGCUCAAGAAGGCUGAUUGAUGAGCACACGCAGCUUAAGAAAAAAGUGAUUAAAGCUCCUGUGGAAGAACUGGAUCGUGAGGGUCAGAGGUUAUUACAAUGUAUAAGAUGCAGUGAUGGUUUUUCUGGUAGGAACUGCAUUCCUGGAAGUGCAGAUUUUCAAAGUCUUGUGCCAAAGAUCACCAGCCUUUUAGACAAGCUGCAUUCUACCCGACAACACUUGCAUCAGAUGUGGCAUGUCCGCAAGUUGAAACUGGACCAGUGCUUUCAACUUCGGCUUUUUGAGCAAGAUGCUGAGAAG
This is a messenger RNA of Fulmarus glacialis (Northern fulmar), 723 nucleotides long. Its product is annotated as kalirin-like. Gene Ontology annotation, cellular component: cytoplasm. The annotation marks the transcript as partial. Lineage: Eukaryota; Metazoa; Chordata; Aves; Procellariiformes; Procellariidae. The transcript has 2 exons. Gene Ontology annotation, molecular function: guanyl-nucleotide exchange factor activity. Gene Ontology annotation, biological process: axon guidance. The record is from RefSeq and is a predicted model, not a curated record.